AUGGAUCGGACGCCGUCGUCGUGUUGCUCGCAACCGGCGUCCACGUACAAUAACUAUGGGGCGGCGGACGCGACCAUUGGCGGAUAUCCGUCGUCAUACAACGGUCACGCCCCGCUUACGUCAUCGUCGUCUUCUUCGUCAGCGGCCGCCACCACCGCCACUACGGUUAUCGGCGUCGGAAUGUCCGCGGACGAUGGCCAAGGGUGUUUCUGUUGCGACAGUGAUGACGACAGCGUAGAACGGGCACGCGUAGCCCACGCGAAACGUAAGUGCUACAAGAGCUGUCUGCGGAAUGCGUUCGUGUGCGCUCUGCUCGUGUCGUAUACAUUCGCCGGAGCGCUGAUAUUCCUCAGUAUUGAGGGUGACGUGGACGCCGCAGACCUAGACGACGAGGGAGGUGGCGGUGGCAAUAGCUUGGGUGGCUCCGGUGGCCCGGUCCGGCUGGCUGGUCUGAUGCCAGCCCAACCCCAGAACCUAACAGUCGCCUCGAGGGCGGCCGCGGCUGCUAUUGACGAGAGCCGAGCCCGCACCGUGGAAACUAUAUGGGAAAUCACGGUCAAUCUAAACAUACUGUACCGGGAGAACUGGACGAGGCUGGCCUCUCAGGAGCUGAACCGUUUUCAGGAAGACCUGAUACGCCGGCUGAUGCAGCAGAUGGAGAUCGAAUCGGCCGCCGUCAGCUAUCACACGGGCGGCAGCAGUGUAAGUUUCGAUCACGACGGCGGUGAUUCCGUGGACGGCCCGUUCGAAUGGAACAUGGCCACGUCGUUUCUAUACUGCCUUUCCAUACUCACCACGAUCGGUAAGUGCGUUUCCGAGGUUCAUAUGAAGUGAGAUUUAUCGCGUCAUAGGAUCUGUCAUUUCAAACAUAGAUAGCAUAAUAGUUUAUGACGAUUAACGUCACGACAGAUCACAAAAACCGGGUUAAUUAAUUGAAUGGCCCAGCCAUGCAUAAUUUUUAACUAAAAUGUAUAAAAAGAGCUGAUACUGGGGAUGCAUAGAGUUAUUUCAUUUAUAUCUGCAAGCAAUGAUAAACUAUUGUUUGACGGCAAUACUUGAUAAUAUAAGUAUUAUUACUAAAGACCGGAUUUAUAUUCUCUUAAAACACCUAAAAUAUAAUGCUAAUAUUCUAUCCUAAACUAUUCUCAUAAUAUUCUCUUAGAAGUUUGAAAAUUAUGCAAAAAUAAUCAAUGAACAUCAAUAUAUGCUUUAAUAUGCAAUUUGUUUAAAUUUUUUUUUUACCACAUUCCAUAAAUAAUUAGUGAUACUUGUUUAUCAAAAUAGAAUAAUAGUGCAGUCAAGUAUAUAAAUAAUAUAACAUUAUAGGGAAUUUAUUUUUAAAAACUUAAAAAUCACGUUACACGAACAGAAUAUUUACACAUUUGAAUAGCUGAUAUUGUUUGAUGAUAAAUAAAUGCGUUGAUUUUAUUAUCAGUAUGAAAACAACUGUCACCAUUGCAGAUUAGCCAUCAUCAUGUUUAGUGAACGGUAACUUAUAAUAGGUAGGUACUAAACACUAAACCUUUUUAACAAAAUGAAACAAAAAAAAUUUGAAAUGCUCAAAAUUUAUUUUUCCAGGUACUGUAUUAUUAAAAUUAAUAAUUUUUUCUCAAAAUUUACAAAAUAUUCUAAUUAUACAAAAUAAGCUAAAUAUUCCUCAACCCAUGAAAUAUUCUCAAAUAGACAAAAAAAAAAAAGGUUUUCCUACGAACUCAGAAUUAAACAUAUCGUCAACAUUUCUUACUUCCAUAAGACUGCAUAAACUCAGUAACGAUAUGUAAAAUGAUAAAAAUUCAGUAUUUAAUUAUUACCAAGUUUCAAGUCUGUACGUAUAUUUAUAACCGAAUUACAACAAAAAAAUUAAAAUCCCUUAUAAGCUCAAAAGUGGCUCAAACAUUUUGGUGAUGAUACCGUAAGAAAGUAAAUCAAGAAAGGAAAACAAAGUAGUGAUUUUUCGAUUAAAUUAUUUUUUCUGGUAGAAAACGUCGUCCGUGUUUUUAUAAAAUAAUGAAAUCGUGAAAUUGUACGUUUUCCUACGUCUUUUUCACAAUUAAUUGCUUUUAUUUAAAAAAUGACGUAUCAAUUUGUUGUGUACCAUCUAGACAACUUAAGCUUUGAGAAAAAUUGCUGUACGUAAAAAUCGGAGGAAGUUUACUAGGAAAAAACGUGUCCACAGACUAGAAGAAGAAAAAAAAAUACACAUCUUAGUAAUAUCAAUAGCUUCCUCGCUACGCUCGGAAUCUUAGAUCAAAACAAAUCGAAAAAUUAUGAUAUAUAAAACUAAUUCAUUUAUAUCUGUACUCAAUGAUAAUUCACGAUUUCCAAAUAAGACGACUUAAUCUAAAAUGUAACAAACAAUAUUUUCUCUGCUGCAUAAAAAUUGAAUUGUACGUAUAUUUUUGGAAGUCGUUAUUAAUCGCAGCCUAUUCAUCCAUAUACAAUUUAAUGUUUUUUUCGUCCAAAUUUUUCGUAAUGAAAUCUGUGUAUGAAAUCGUUUUUAGCAGGAGGGAAAAAAAUAUUUUUCACAGCUACUUUUUCAUUCGUCGUGCAUCCUCACUGUCCUAUAAGUACUAAAAACUCGUAGUCCAAAAACGAAAUCACCCAAAUAACCUAAACCGAACUAAUCGACACUCAUAAAAACAUUGAUGUAGAUAUCUAUCUUUCCAUUUAAGAAAAAUGAAAUAAAAUAGCAAAUAGAGAAGUUUUAUAAACACAAAUAUAUCAAACAUCAAUACCAACUUCAUCGAAAAAAUCUAUUCUCCCUAAAUGAUAUAACUAUUCACAUCAAUAAAAAAUAAAAUUUAACCGAAAUUCACUCAAAAUCAUAUUUCGUUCGCAGUAAUUUGUCGUCGCUUACAGAUAUAAUUUUUUUUUUUUUUUUUUUUCAUUUAUUUAAUCUACUUUAGUUGGGUUUCGCAGAUUCCGCAUGAAUCGAAACUGCAGACCACCCCACAUCAGUCUAACGCAAAAAAAAAACGGCCAACGGUCGAAUCGCGGUACACGUCCUAUAAAACCAAAAGUGCACGGGACAAAAGACACUAUACGUUUUGCAAUAAUAGUUGUCGACGCAUAAUUCAUUAUUGUAGAUUUCCUGCUGGUACAAGAACGGUUACGCGUUCGUUUACCAGAAAACGCAUUGUUUCCCCAGGAAUAAUUCCCUGUAAACGCGUCGCUGCCGCCGACACCGUGUGUGUGAAUUUAUACAUCUCUAAAUCAUUUGGUUCUUUGUGAAUUUUGUAUAGUAACAAUAUAAUAUUAUACGGUCGUAUAUACCGGAUUCGUUUCAAAGUACAAUUUGUUCGCGAGUUAAAUGUGCCGCUAAAAGUCCGUUUUCCAUUUUUAUUGUGUUACUAUUAUUCAUAUUAUUAUUACAAUAGUGGCUGACUUUCAAAUAUUUCAAUAUGUAUUCGAAAUACGUAUUUUUGUACUUAAUUGUUCUACCCUCUUUUUUUUUUUUUUUUUUUAGAGAGAGAAAUUUAAAAAAAUAUCGCGCAUCUUGUUCGAUUUUUGAGUACCUAAGGUAAAAUCGUUUAUGAAUCUGUGAAGUAUAGAAAAAUAUACCUGAAAAAUUCGAUUUCGUUUCGAAUGUCUGUUAAUAUACCUACGUUUUUCUUUUUAAGGAUUAAUAGCCUUCAAGUCCAUCCCUCUAAACAAUUACUGCUCCAUUUAUUCCCAGUCUUCGCUAUUCUAUCCAUUGUACUCUAGGUUCCACAGUUACUAUGUACCUGACAAAACAAUCAUCCCGUCUUAAGCGAAUUAUUCAUGGUGAUUGCUGAUAGUUGAUUUUUGGAUGAUUUUGUUUAAUUUUUAACAUACGCAAAAAAAUAUUAUUUUUUAUUAUAAUUUUGAAGAAAACUUUACUGGCCGAAAAGUGACACUUGCCGAAAAAGGAAAAAUACAUUUUGGGUAAAAAUGCCACCCGUGUAUAUGUUACUAAUAGACCGAGACGAUAUAAAGUAACAAUAUAUUUUUAAAAUAGCGCCUUUCGUGAACACUCGCAUAAUAUUAUACAUAUAUAUAUGUAUAUAGGUAAAAAGCGAAAAUCUGAUACCUUGCCAACCAAAAUCCAUGAUGAAUCUGUUGGAAGAUUGUCAGUAAAAGAAACGUUGAAACUGAUGGAGAUUUAGUCCACAACGGUGAACUUUGGAACGAGAUUCGACAAUAAAACAGUUUCAAACUGUUGAGUUUUGAAAUGUCUAUAGCUAUUAUCAUUUUCAUUAAACAUCGUUGAAUUUUAGAAAUAAAUAAAUAAAAUAAAUAUUCCAUUGAUUUUUAUGUCAGAUAUUUCUCUCUUAGAUAGAGUAGUUUAUACUCCUCCACGCACACGAUGAGGCAAAAAAAAUAUUAAUCAACAAUGGCCGGCUAUACUGCGGUUCACAAGUGUUACUUCGACGACAAAUAUGAACUUCGAUAGUCGGAUUACAUGAUUUGAUCGUUAAAUGUUUAACAUGACGGGGUUGAUUUAUCUAAACAAUUCCUUAUAUUUUUUAUUGUUCCACUUAGUAUAAUUGAUAUAUUGGGAUGAUGUUUAAAAUUCGACAAUUUUUUCAACUGAUAUUUUGAACGUAUUUUACCAUAAAAAGAAAAUAGAUUAGAUACUUUUAUUUGCAGAUAAAAAUAGGGAUAUUUAAAACAUAACGAAUUAUUCUUAUUUUUUUUUCUGAAGUUCUUAAACAAUAUGUCAAGGUGUUAAUAAAAAUAUUGUUAAAUAUAAUAAUAUUUUAUAUGUUUAAAGUUAAAUUUUAAACAUCGCCUAUUAUUACUUUUAAAGUAUACCGAAAAUAGUCAAAUAUUGCAUACUAUUGUUAUACUCGUAUCUUAUACGAAAAGUAGAUGGAUAGAGAGGAUCUGUAUCCUCUGCAAAAUUAAUAUCUUCAGCAACACAUAAUAUUUUGUUUGUUGCUGCGUAUAAAUUGAAAUAUUAGGGGAACCAAUAUUCACCCCCAAGUCGGUGGUGACUAGCCGGUCAAUAUCGUCGACGAUUUUUUUUUUUCUGAUCUAAUAAUGUACCGGAAUAAUAAAAUGGAAUUUGCGUUUAUAAUGCCGCAGUAUAAUAAGACGAUCGCAUAUUAUAUUAUACAUAUAUUAUAAUAUGACCGAGAUAUUUCAUUUUUUGUUCUCCCACAAAACCCGUAUCAAAUUCCUGUUUCGAUCAAAACACGUGGUGUAUUUAAUAAUAUGAUCGCCGGUCGACGGGCAAUAUAUAUUUUCAGCAUCGUUUUUAAAUAAUUAUUUUAGAUUCUGAAUAGAAUGAGGAAUGCAUUGGUUUUACAAUGGUGUUUUUUUUUUUAUUUAUUUGAACAAUUUUUACCAGAAAGCAUACUCCGAUUAUCAAGUAUGACACUUUUUCUGAAAGAAAAUUUUUUUUAGGUGGUACUUUAGAGAGGUCAUUUUAUGAAAUCCUCAUAAAAAUUAGAGAUAAUGAGGAAGACCGAGGUCUUUAGGUUAAAAAAGAUUGAAAGAUUAAAAAUAAGGUUGUCAUUGGCAACCGUUUUUAUUUAUUUUUUUGUUAUUAUUAAGUUUCUAUUAUUUUAAUCUUUGCUAAACAAUCAUUGUUGUCAUGGAAAUGCACAUUAUUUUAAUCAUUUUACCAUAAUAUGACAUAAUACCAUGUAUUGUAUUAUUGACAAAGCAACAUUUUCAGCUGAACUUGGCUCAGAAUCGAUUUUUCGUUAGCAAUGGUUUAUCUUUGCCUACAGAUAAACAUUAAAUUCCCGUAUGUAUCCUACCUUCCCAACAUCCUAUCAACAACAGUGGCUGCACCCACGUGUGAAAUAUUUCUCUGUUAUAAAACUUAAUAUUUAUUGUGAUAAUCGUAAAAUAAAUUAAAUUGUUUACCUACGCAAACAAUUUUCACGUGGGCUAGAACCAUUAAUAAAGGAGGUCGCUAUAUAGCUCUAUAUUAUAAAGAAAUGAAACUUUGCGAUAAAAAAAUUAUUUAAAAAAAUGGAGACAUUUAACUGUACAACAAUGUUUAUAGUGUUUUAAUAUCGACAUUAUAAAAUAAAGGUUUUCGAUUUUGAAAAAUUAUAAGAUUUUAAAUUAAUAGGUAAUACUAUAAGUCUGUAUGUUAGUGAUAUCGAUAAAAAGAAGCUAAAAAUGUUGUUCGUAGGUAAUAAAAAAGUUUUCAUUAUUUACGGCGAAAAUUUAGGUUUUUUAAUAUUAAGACUAUAUAUAUUAUGCAUAACAUCACUAAACGGUUUUCACUAACUAUUUAUGGACGCGUUCCACAAAGAGCUUACCAAGAAAAACCGCUGAAAAAUGUCUUAAAAAAUGAGUGUCCCUAAUUUUUAACGUCAUUAUAGGGUGCUCACUGUAGCUUAUAAUAUAUAUUUUUAUUAUUUUUUUUUUUAUAUAAUAAAUAAAACAUCUUAUUAUAAUAUUUGUAAUAGGUAACAGAAAAAAGUUUUAUUUGUCAUAAAAUAAUCAUUUGGAGCAUACGUAUUUUUUUAAGUGGUAGGAUAUGAGAACUUCAUUUAUUAUUAUAAAAAGACUAAAGUUUCUACUUUCUAUUUGUAGAAAACACAGCAUAUAUUAGAAAAAAAUAUAUAUUUAUAAAAUGCUCGAAAUUGAAAGAAGGCCUAUUUAUAAUUAUUUUUCAGAUAUUUUCUGAACGCAGCGAUGUGUGCUAUUUUUAGGUACUGAGCGAAGCGAAGAAUGUAUUGAUUUUACUUUAUUGUAUUCUAGUAGAGAUUUUUUUACCAGAAAUUUUUUCCAAUUAAAAAAUACCAAAAAAGGUUUUUUGUAAAAUUUUGUAUCUAAUGAGAUAAAAAAUAACCUAUAAAUAACAUAAUUUUAUCUUUUAUCUAAAUUUAUAGAUACUAAAACUUCAUAUUAAUAAUUAUUUUUAUUUAAUAAAUACAUACAGAUAAUGAAUUAUAAGUAUUUCCCAAACAUAAAAAUUCCUAAAAGUAUAAUUUUUUCUAAUCGCCAUCUUGAAAAUUAACAAAUAUAUCACAUAAUUAUGUUUUUUACCAUACAAAUUAAUGUUUAAUAUUAAAAAAAAAAAAUACUAAGUAUUAAAGAGGUAUCUAAAAUAGGUAUACCGCUUUGAAUAUUGCACUAUAUGUUUUGUAUCUGAAUAACCUACAUUAUUUUUAAUAUACUUUUUUUAUGACAUUAAUUAAUAAAUGUAUUCAAUAAUUAUUUUUAUUUAAUAUUAUUAUCUUUAUUAUUUAUUUAUGUCAUGUAGUUUACCGAAAAUUAUAUAUUUUUGAAUAUAAUAAUAAGCGAAGAGGCUUAGGUUAUAAGUUGACCGGUUCUACGUACUCUGUACAGACUUAUGGCCAGACAGUCUAUUGCAGAGGAAAGUUCAUUCUAUAAAUUAUUUUAAAAAUAAGCUGUACAGGUAUUAGAUGGAAUUGUACUUAUAAUAUUUAACCCGUGAUAAAAUCCUAAUAUCAUGGAAUUUGUUUAAAUAUAUUAUUGGGGAGGUAUGUUAUACAAAGUGCCUAGGAAACAAUAUUUUUUUCGCAUUUAAGUAUGUACUAUACAAUCGUAUUAAAUAUUAAUUUUAUGUUCAUUCAGAGGUAAUUUCCAAAAAGCUCAGAAACUAAAAUCAGAAUUAAAAAAAAUUAUUUAAAUGAUAAAAAAAAGUUAUGUACCGAGAUGCCCUGCAGAAUAUCGAAACACACAAUAGUAUAUUUUUUUUUAUACAAUAUACAGUUUCGAAAAAAAACCUCUAUAGUGAUUUGAUUUUUUAAUAAGAUAGUUAAAUUCCGUUUUAUUAUACGGCUCGUUCGAAAUACUCGGAAUCGGACCCUUGAGCUGCGUACAGAUAUUAUUUUAUUAGUAAAAAACCUCUCCUCUCGUCUUAUUUUAAUUUUAUUUUCGCUCGAAAAUUCUUGAUUGAAUUUUGUAUACAUAGAUAAUAAUAGGUGUUAUUAUUUUGUAAUUACCAAGUACAAAAACAAAGAAUAUUUUAUUCACCGCGUACGUUUGUUCACCUGAUAUAAAUUUGUAAUAUUUGCUGAAAACUCGUAGGCUCAUUUGAAAAUUCCUUACGCUUGUUGUCAUUUUAUAUUUUUUAAAUAUUAAACAAAAAAAAAACAAUUAACUACCCACCAAAAUAACAAAAAUUUUUUGUAUAACUACCCGCAGACAUUAAAAUGUUUGCUAGCGAAUUUCAUUUAUAAUUUGUAAUAAAAGGUUUUAUGUAAAUUACAUUUGAGUAUCGGCAGGUUUUUGGAUUUAUUUUAAAGUUCAAAAUUUGCAGUAGCUCUGGGCAAUCAAUUAUAUUCUUAUAUAAUAAGUAUGAAAACUUCAAUUUAAUUUGUGAUUAUAAAUCGCUGUUCUAACAUUUGCAUGUUGAAAAGCUGUUCUAGGAAUAAGGACGAGUGCAGUCACUGUUAUGUUCACCUGUGAAGUUGGGAAGGUAGUAGAGAGGAAAUUUAAUGUGUAUCUGUUAGUAACGAUAAAUCAUUGCUAACGAAUAAACGAUUCUAAGCAGAUGUCAUAUUAUGGUAAAAUAAUUACACAUGCAUUAUAAAUUUUCUUUAAUAAUAUUUGUUUAAUAUUGUACCUUUUUUCCUGAUUUUUCUAUUUAUAGGAAAGGUACUAACCUUCCUAGUCCGAUUUCCCUUAGAAAAAAUGCUAUUAUUGUAGAUCGGAGCCAAAUUGCUUGUAGGAAAGUUGUCUACGGAAAAAAAAAAAAGAAAAAAAUAAACAUCAUGGUUUUACAUCAUUGUAAAUCAAUACAUGCCUCGCUCCACUGUGAAACUAAAAAAUAAUUAUUAUAUCAUAAUCAGAAUGUGGAAAUCUAAAAAUAAAACAUUGGUAAUAGAAAAGUCUGAUAAAAUUAUUCUGGAUUUAUUUUAAAUUUUGAAUUUGUGUUACUAAAUAUGGAUAUCAAAUCAAGUUCGGACAAUCAAAAUGCGAACGAACUAGUGAAUAGUAUAAUGAUUUGAAUGCAUACUCACCUUUUAAAUUUCUUGUGACUGCCCUAAUGAUAAGAUAAACAUUUUAUAACAAAAGAAAACAUAGAAUAUAACCUUAAGUUUUAAUCCCGUCUAUCUCUUUUCCAGAAAACAUUUUAAUACAAUUUUUCGAAAUUAGAUGCCAAAAAUGUACGGUCCCCUUUUAGAAAACGUUACUGAUGUAUAAAAAAAACUUAACCUCAAGUAUUAUAAUAUUGUACCUAUCUUUCUUCUUUUUUUUAAAAAAAAUUUGUGACCUGCAGUUUCAAUUUCCGAAAUCAUCUUUGAAUACACAGAAGCUACUACGGAGUAUAAUAAAGACAAAUUACGAGAAAUACAUAUAGCAAAAAACAAAAAAAAUUUUUUUGAUCUCGCAUUUCUCUGUAUAUCGUAAGCUCAACUUAUCGCUGAAGCAAUACAUAUAUUUAUUGCACUUGCAAUUCGAAUAAUGUACGAAAUAAAUGUCGUCGUAGCAACGAUUGAAAGAACACUCCCGGAGCUUAAAUUCCAAGUAAAUGCCACCGCGUUAUACCUUUGAAAUGCCGCGCAUAUUAGUGGCUAUAUCGAUAAAAAAAAAAAUGAAAACUUAAAUGAAAAAGAAUAUUCUGAGAACAUUGUGGUAAAGUAUUUAAAUGGAAUAAGUAAAAAAAAAAAAUUACUUCUUUUAAAGUAUCAUAAAUCGCACACUUACUCGGUUAUAUUUACAAUAAACCUAAUAUUACAAUAUGCGCCAUUAUUAUACAGUUUUCAGUCACAUAUUUAAUUUGAACAAAGAAAGACUAUUGAAAAACAAAAACAAAAAUGAUUCAUUCGUUUACGCUUCCACGCUGAAAAUAAUAUUAUCUCGCUAGAAACCAAUGGUGGAGGUCACAUCAAGAUUUAACUUACUCUACAACUGACCUAACUAGCGGUGUUAUUAAAAAAAAAUACUUAUAAACAGUGAAAUAUUUACAGAGGAUAUAGGAUUUUCACCUUCCCCACCCCAGAGUUAUACAAUUUCUAUAAUAUUUAUAGACUUGGUAUGAUUUAAGUGGACUUGGCCGUCUACAUUGAGUUAAUGCAGCCUCUCCCCUCCAAAUAAAAAAAAUCGUAAAUACGUCAUUGCUGGUACACAAAUUGGUUACGAAUAUAAUAUUAUUUUAAUAAAAUCACUAUUAGGAGCCGAUACAGAAUAUUUGCAAAUGAUACCCACUCAAACUUGGUAAUUUAUACUACCAAGUCAGCAAUUUAAAAAUUUAAAAUAGACGAAAUUAAUAAUUACUUGGUUUUUUAUUUUUUAGAGGGUUGGUAAAUAUGUUAUGGAGUGAUUACUGUUUUAGUAAUAAUAUAACGUUAUAAACUACUUUAUUAUUUUAUUAUCAUAUAUCAAAUAGUAUAAAGUAUAGAUGAGUAAAAUAUUUUUUAAAAAUAUUCAAUAGCACCCGUCUGUCGAAUUUUGUUAGUGCGACCGGCUCCCCCAGGAUUGCAUAUAGUUAUAGGAGUACGAAAAUUAUAUGAUAAUAAAAUUAUAUUAUUGUAUCCUAUACACGUGGGAAAGACUCAUUCGAACCGCCUCGAUAAAUUCCGAUAACAAUCGAUUCGCGUCUCCCGGAGUGGAAUAUUAUAUUUCCAGUUUCAAGUUACCUUCUCCCUACAUACAUGCUGCAGUUAAAAAAAAUAAAAAUACGAAUUACAAUUAUGCAGUUUUUUUCAUAUACCUAGUACGGAUAGGUUUAAAUCUGUUUUUAAUUUGUUAUCAAUAUCCAUAUAUACACGUAGCUUUGGAAAUGAUUCCGCAUUAAUGGUUAUUUGACCAUCACGAGUAUUGCAUAUAAAACUGAUGUAAACCUAAAAUAAUAAAAUAACAUAAAAUAACCAUUGACUGCAAAAAAGUUUAUAAUCUUUCUUCUUUGAAUUUCGGUCAAUAGUAUUUAAAUUUUAAAUUCCCUUCUUCACCCAGAAAUCAGCAAUUUGAAUUGCAUUGUGUUUUAAUUGUUUUCUUAAAAAAUCCAUCAUCUUUCCUCUUACUGGUAACAUUGGGCAUUCCAUUAAAUGGUUUGUUGUUUGCACGUUACCACACUCACAAUCUGCGUCACUUCCCCCAUUUGCUCAUAUUUUAUUUCAGAUCUUAUUCUGUUAAUAGUCUUCCAUGUACACCAAGAUAAGUCUAUCCUAAAGAAAGGAAUUCUGCCGGAUGUCCCCAUAGUUCAUUUUUGUCGUUAUCGAUGGUGACUCGCUCAUGCCACUUUUUUAACUAAAUUACAGUUUGCAGUUCUGUGACUACCAAAUAGUGCGAUGGGUUCACUGAUUUUAAUAAAUGGUUUUCUAGAUAAUAUUAGUCUGUUAUUAAUUUGAACUUUACCAAACAUGGGCUGUCUAUGGUCAACUAACUGUUUUUUUUCCUUUUCGCCUAUUUCUCUUCUAAUGUCUGGAAGAGCAAACCCACCCAAAAUCUGAAUCUUUUAUUUUGGUGUGAGUCUUAAACAUCCAGUAAUUAUUCUGUUUAUGUUGUGUAGGGCUACGUCUUCUUGUUAUAAUUCUAAUAACAAUAAAUUGAUGUGUCACGAACACGGUAUUUAUGGAAAAUAAAUUGUUUAGUUCAAAACCACGAAAACUAUUAGUAUGUAAUUCACAAUCAAUAAGUAGAACAAAAUACACAUUACUCAUAGAAAAUAUAUAUGUGUAUAAAAAAUAAAUUUAAAAAGUCAUGAUAUAUUGUUACAUAAAAAUUAUAAAUAAAAUGCAUAGUUGCUAAUAUAAGUGUCGUGUAAAGAUAAUUGUGGGAACUUUGUCGCCGUAGAUCUAUGAUGUGUCUAUAAUGUUAGUAUCCCUAAUGUUGGUGGUCUAAUUGUGCUUAUUCAUACAAGAUAAUAUACAUGAUACGGCACGGCUCUCGGGCUGUGGCGUCGAUGCGCCGUUGUUGAUUUUCUCGAUAAGUAUACUUACGCGUGACUGUCAACAUAGCAUAUACUUGUGUGUUUACGUGGUGUUUGUAAUUUCGUUUUCUUACGCCAUGUAGUGCUUUAUUCAGUGUUUGUUAAAUAGUGUUAAACAAAAAUCAAAAUGAAAAAGUUUUUAAUACAUUUUUCAAAAUCAAAAUCUAAUAGAAAUAAUUGAGGAGACAAACCAAAGUCUCCUUCAAUACAUACAAAUGAGCUGUUCUAAUUAAACAUUUAAUUCUUAUGCUGAACUUCAACCAGCACAAAGUAUAGGAUUCAACAUAGGUUUAAAUUUUGAUCAAUCCCCAAUACAGCCAAACAUAUCGUGUAUUCCUCAUUAGAUUUUUUAUCCAUUAGAUUAACAACCCAAUGGAUUUCGAUGUUCCUUGAACAAUUUUAAACAUCUUAUUUUCAAUCCGAUUGCUUUUCGAUACAUCCGAUUGACAACCAACAAACAUGGCUGGUGCACGAGAUGAUGGAAAGGACGUUAGAUUGAUAAGAUUUGUUAUCAAUAGAUGAGUUAAUAAAUAUUGAUAAUUAAAUUAUUUUACCUACCUAAUUCGAUCUAUGAACUUAUACGUCACAUGCUGUUGUAUUCUUAAACUUGAUUCUAAUUUAAAUUUUCAAACUAAUUUACUAAGAAUAAAUAUUAUGUCAGACCAAUUUAAAAUUAGUAUUUGUUUAACAAUAAGAAAACUUAGGAGAAUACGUUUUAUGUAAUAUAAUUCAGGAAGGUAUUACUUGUUUUAACUUUAGUUUUAUACUUUCUAUUAUAAUUUUUAAUUUUGAAGAAAAAAAAAACAUAUAUGUCCACGGAAUUACGUCUUAUACAAAAUG
Molecule: messenger RNA, 12670 nt
Organism: Cinara cedri
Lineage: Eukaryota; Metazoa; Arthropoda; Insecta; Hemiptera; Aphididae
Source: the annotation of a GenBank genome assembly